This is a messenger RNA of Vanessa atalanta (red admiral), 2316 nucleotides long. RefSeq names its product chloride intracellular channel exc-4 (gene Clic). Gene Ontology annotation, cellular component: cytoplasm; apical plasma membrane. The coding region runs from base 105 to 962 and encodes 285 amino acids. The transcript is spliced from 8 exons. Gene Ontology annotation, biological process: chloride transport. Gene Ontology annotation, molecular function: chloride channel activity. The record is from RefSeq and is a predicted model, not a curated record. NCBI's taxonomy places the organism in Eukaryota, Metazoa, Arthropoda, Insecta, Lepidoptera, Nymphalidae.
GAACUGAAGUGAGUCAGUCUGUCCGUGUUGUGGAUUAGUGACGGUUGUGUUGAAGUGCAUACGAAGUAUAUUUUUUUAAUAAAUCCGAGUGUUUUUUGGAGUUCAUGAUGUCGGAUGAAAUUGCAGAGAACGGAACAGCGAACGGAGACGUCCCAGAGAUCGAACUUAUAAUAAAGGCAUCCACUAUCGAUGGCCGGCGGAAGGGAGCGUGUCUUUUCUGUCAGGAGUAUUUCAUGGACCUUUACCUCUUGGCAGAGCUCAAAACUAUAAGUUUAAAAGUGACAACAGUCGACAUGCAAAAACCGCCACCAGAUUUCCGCACCAACUUCGAGGCCACGCAUCCGCCAAUCCUCAUUGACAACGGUCUGGCUAUCCUAGAAAAUGAGAAGAUCGAACGGCAUAUUAUGAAAUCUGUUCCCGGUGGACACAAUCUGUUUGUACAGGACAAGGAGGUGGCGUCGUUGAUCGAGAACCUGUAUUCGAAGUUGAAACUGGUGUUGGUGCGCAAAGACGAGCAGAAGUCCGCUUCGCUGCGCGCGCACCUUCAGCGCAUCGAUGCACUGCUUGAGCGCAGGGGGACCAGAUUCUUAACCGGAGACACGAUGUGCUGCUUCGACUGCGAGCUUAUGCCGCGCCUACAGCACAUCCGCGUCGCCGGCAAGUACUUCGUCGAUUUUGAAAUACCGACGAGUUUCCGCGCUCUCUGGCGUUACAUGUACCACAUGUACCAGCUGGACGCGUUCACACAGAGCUGCCCCGCCGACCAAGACAUCAUCAACCACUACAAAUUGCAACAGUUAUCUACAAAAGGUUUGAUCUUGUCGCCGACGCUGACAAGGCAACGCAAAGAGGACGCCGCGACGACGGCGCUAAAGAUGAAGAAACAUGAAGAACUCGAAACGCCAACGUUUACGACGUCCAUCCCUAUCGACGUCAAUGAUUCGAAUAACUCCGAACAGUAGAACGAUAGAUGAGCAAAAACUGACCCUCGGUACAAUAGGCUUUAAGCUGAAUUUUUAUUGUUACUGAUUUGCCAAUAGUAAUUAAAGUCCUUUCCUUAGGAGUUUACCGAGGAUCCAAUUCAUAUCACUCCUAUGUGAUAUCUCUUCCUGCACCUUACUCAAGUUGCGACGAGAUUUGGGUGAAAAAGUAUUUUUUUUUUGUAAUUUUUUAUAAGUUUUGACGUUUGAUUUUAAAUACGGUAAAUCUAAAAGAUUGAAUAGUUUUGUGCAAUUAAAAUUAUAAAAUUGAUGGAAUCAUGUUGUUAUGGAUGAUUGUUAAAAAGCGGCUCUUUGAAUUUGAUUGAAAUGAUAAUGUAAGUCUGAUUUCCAAGUUCCGAUCCUCUGAAUUUUUUCUCUCGUUAACACGAGAUGUUAUUGUGGCCAUUUUGAUUGGUUAUAAUUUAAACAGCUCUUAUUUACCAAAAUACAAACAUUGGCUGAGGUUAUUUUGUUACUCUACUAGCAACACUCACCUUAAAAUUAUUCUCUUGUAUUUAUAUAGAGGUUGUUUUUUAUAUUUUUAGCUCGGCAUUCAAACAACGAAAUCACAUUUGGAUUAUUGAGUUGUAUUCACAAUUUAACCUUUGGCUUACAGUAUUCAUUUUUCAACCAUCUUAGUUUAGAUUUUAGUUAAGAACUUCGGCCAUUAUAAACACCUCUGCCUGUACGGUUUGGUAAUUGCAACAAUUAUUAUUCUUACUUAUAUUUAUCAAUAUAAAGCAUAUUGAGUGCUCUUGCCUGCCUCAAAGUUACCUUUUUUGAAGGUAGUAUUUAAGUACUUAUCUUUUAUACAUAGAUUCAAUCUUAAUAUGUAUGUGUUUAGAACAUAAUUACAUAAGUUGUCAAUAAUAUGCAUAAUUUAAAAGCACUAAUUAUUCUAUGUACACCAUAUGAUAGUAAAUUAUUUUUCAUAAGAUUGAGUAAUUAAAUAGUGAUGGGAAUCACAUUUGUUUUAACAUCAUUUAAACCAUUGGUGUAUUGAUAUGUAUAGCUUUCAUAGUUCAUGCUUGAUUAUUUGUAUUGUAAUCAAUUUUGUAUGGAAAUAUGUUUCAAAUCUUUCAGCUAUGUUUUACGACCCUGUUGACCUCCAACAUAAAUGCUUUAAAAAUUGACCACCUGAAUAGAAUCCCGAAAGUUAUUAUAAAUUUUUAUUUUAAACAUUAUAGAUUAUUUUGUGAAUCAUUUAUUAUUUAUAGUACACAAUAGACAAGGGCGAGAGACAUCAACAUGUCAAUUGGACAAUGUAUAAAAUAUUAAUACUAGAUUUUAAUAUAAUGUUAAGGAAUAAACCUGGAUAAAUAUUAUUAUUUUUUUA